GUCAGUCGCGCAUGCGCAGUGGCAGGAUAAGUCUUGUCAAGUGCUAGCAGAGCAGAAUGGAUUCUUUGGUUGUGAUGUUUCAUACUUGACACACAGAUACUUACACACCUAAUUCAAGUUCAAAAUGGGAAAAGGCUGUAAAGUUGUGGUGUGUGGCCAGGCAGCAGUGGGGAAAACUGCCAUUUUGGAACAGUUGCUGUAUGGAAAUCACACUGUAGGCUCGGAGUCCAGCGAGACGCAGGAGGAUGUGUAUGUGGCCUCGGUGGAAACUGACCGCGGUGUGAAGGAGCAGCUGAGGCUCUAUGACACUAAGGGGCUCCACGAUGGACAAGACCUCCCCAAGCACUACUACUCGGUGGCCGACGGCUUCGUACUUGUCUAUAGCGUCGACAGCUUGGAGUCUUUCAAGAAGGUGGAUGUUCUGAAGAAGGAAAUAGACAAAUCCAGAGAUAAGAAAGAGGUGACAGUCAUAGUUCUGGGGAAUAAGACAGACCUGCGGGAGCGUCGUCAGGUGGACCAGGAGGUGGCGCAGCAGUGGGCGCGAGGCGAGAAGGUAAAGCUGUGGGAGGUGACCGUCACCGAACGCAACUCGCUCAUUGAGCCCUUCACCCAGCUGACCAGCCGCCUCACCCAGCCUCAGAGCAAAUCUUCCUUCCCUCUGCCAGGACGCAAAAGCAAAGGCACGCCGUCGAACGACAUCUGAAACUCUGAACAUCCCCUCACUCCUCUCCGCUAGUGACGGGCUACAUUCACCUCAUGUGGGAAUAACCAGUAGGACAACACGGGCAGCCGCAAGUUUAGCAACAUGAGUUUAAUCGCUGCUGUGUACAUUUCACCAUUUUACACACAUUCAUUCACUUAUAUGCAAUAUUAACGUCAUUUUGAAGGAGUACUGUAGCAUUUUGGGAAGUACCCUUAUUGAUAGUGAUGAGGAUCAAUACCAAUAUGUCUGUGUGGAAAUCCAGAGCUGGAGUCAGUGUUGAUACUAGCAUAAAGACUGGAAACAGACAGCACCUCUAAAUUAACACUAAUGAACAUGUUAUAUCUGAUUUGUACACAUAUAAAUGUAAAAAUGACACUUGAUUUUUAGACGUAGUUACAUGCUGAACUUUUUCUUGACAAACAGCCGGUUAUUCAUCGGUGCUUCUGUGCAGCAUGUCCAGUUACAGCGCUGGUUUCCUGCUUGAUGCUAAACCGGACAACAUCUCUGUGAUGACGAGUGAGUGAGUGAGUGAGUUACAGCUGCAAACAGCUGGAAUCUUGUCAUCGCAUCACAGUGAGGUUGCCAAGUCUGGGCCUGUACAGAUACUAAAACUUAUGCUCAACAACCACAUCUGGCAACCCAGGCUGCAGCUGGAGACGUUGCACAGAAGCACAAAGAUAAACUGUUGCUUGUCAGUAAAUGAUUUCCGAACACACUAAAUGUCCACUUUAUUAGGAACACCUGUAAAAUCUAUUGCAGUUCAAUACAACAACACUACUACAAUACCUGCCUUUACAAAGUUUAUCACCUUCAGUUUUUACUGAUGUUUUAACAACACUGUCACUAACACUGAAUUUACACCUAAAACACAAUCAACAAAAUAAACAUUACAGGCCUCAGAGCUAGAUUCAUGGCCGAGCAGUUGUAUUGGCUUACAUUAGAUUGCACAGGUGUUCCUAAUAAAGUGGACAGAAUUUAUCUUCCCUAAAACCAAAAAUAGCUGUUCUUUCAUGCAGGAUAAACAAACGUGUUUAUUACCGAGCUUUAGAGGUGAUAGUAGGUGAAUUCUUGAACAUUAGAUAUAAUAAUGAUAAAUAAUAUUACUGAAGUAUUUAUUUAUUCAUUUUACUUUCUUUCUGCUUCAUACUAAAUGUUAUAGUGUUUCUAUAGUUAUGGAGUUGUAGGGUGGGAUAGGAAGAAACUAGGCUAGCAGUUUCCCACUGUUCUUCAUGCUAAGCUAGGAUAGCAAGUCCUGACACCAGCUCCACAUUUAACGCAGACAUGAGUGUUAAUGAUCUUCUCGGCUCACUCUGGGAAAGACGUUAACUUCUGAACAUUUCAUCUUUUACAGCAAACUGCACAUCAGUGUCAACCACAAAUAUCUCCUGUGACCCGUGAAUGAAAGCCCCCCCCCCUCACCCCCCUCACACACACACACACAGUGCGCUCAACACCUCAGAGUGUAGUCAGUCCUUUAUUUGUGAAAAGCACUUUAGUACCAAAUGUCUGAGUAAACCCAAACUCAGAUCUUGUAGAUUUACACUUCUGAGCUGUGAUAGUGAAAUAACAUGUUCUGUCCACUGUUGUUCUCACUUGAAACAUUCAUAUCAUUCCAAGUUCAAUUUCCAAGUUCCCUGUGCACAUUUAGAGCGUUACCAUCCUCCUUCCUCUCUCAGCGUCAGGGAGGACGUCAGAAAACACAGUCCGCUCAGUCCAGUGUGGAUUUUGACCCUCAUUUCUUACAUUGGAUUUGCACUAGUAACGGAUCUCUUCAUGACCAGGACAGACAGGGUGAUCGCAGCAGCCUUUGACGCUAUAAACACACAGGUGGGCAUGUCAUUGUUGCACUAAAACAGACUUGAGAAAUCGGAAGCUGUCCCACGAGCCCUGGCGCCAAACGUUGACUUCAUAAAUACCAACACUAAACGCUGUGUUCGAGUACCUAAACUGUUAUUUCCCCAUCUGAUGUGAAUGCAGCAUUAAUCCUCUGUCCUCUGGCAGGACUCCCGUUAGCCGUUGUCCAGUCCAUUUCAUACAUUAAAUAUGGCUCGGCAGCAAUAAUGUUCAUGGUACUACCUUUUACUCGUGAUGUAUGAUUUCAUAAUGUCUGUCUGACGGUAGUUGCACUCCUGUGUCGUCCAGCCAAAAUAAUCCAACAGGGCUACUAGUUAAAGCUGUGUGUGUGUGUGUGUGUGUGUGUGUAUGUGUGUAAGUCUUUUUAACAGUAGAAAUCACUAUUGAGAGGAAAUAUUUAUUUUUUAACUAAUUUAUUUUUGUCACUUUAAUGAGCCACAUUCCUUGACUUUUGACGGUGUGAUGGAUGAUGUGUGUCCCUUCGGAGUAAUAACAUUUCAUGUGCUGCUAGUAGAACAGAGGUAGAGAGAUCAAGACUUGCACUCUGUAUAAUCACGCUAACCCUAAAUUAUUCUGUGCCCUGUGAUGUGUCUUAAGAUGCGCUGAAUAAAAAUAAAGCCUCUUCGUAUUAAA
Molecule: messenger RNA, 3190 nt
Organism: Seriola aureovittata
Lineage: Eukaryota; Metazoa; Chordata; Actinopteri; Carangiformes; Carangidae
Gene: nkiras1
Product: NFKB inhibitor interacting Ras-like 1
Exons: 4
Coding region: 125-703 (192 amino acids)
Biological process (GO): canonical NF-kappaB signal transduction
Molecular function (GO): GTPase activity; GTP binding
Source: RefSeq, a predicted model, not a curated record